AUGCUUCUCUGCGUCUUUUCCCUUGCGGUUCUUUUUACUUCUCCACCCAUUUUUAUAAUGGCGUUUCUCCUUUACUGCAUUCUGUACAUAGUUGCGGAAUUUGCUCUCCCUCUCUUCCUGUUGGGUUCUUUUGCCUUUUUUUACUACCACUUUUGGUCCUGCGUUGUUGCGUACUUGGAGAAGUGGGUUGCUCUUGGUGAUUACAGCCGCUUGCCUCGUGUGGUUGAUGCAAAUCCCACCUUGGCAAUGCUUAAGCCUGCUCCCCCUCCUAUGUCUGGUGUUGUUGUCAAGACUGUAACUCGUUGUGGUGAGGUUCUCUCGGUCCACGUUGUGCACUUUGAUCCAUCGGGUGGUGAUGAUCAUCGUGUUACUCUUGUCUCUGGUGGUGAAGAACGUGUCUCUCGUGGUGUUGAACGUAUCUCUGGUGGUAAAGAACGUGUCUCUGUGGCGGAUGGUGAUGUUUGUGCUGCUGGUGUCUCUGCUGUGUCUGCUCGUGGUGAAGCUUCCUCUGUGUCUCGUGCUGGUGUUUCUCGUCUUGGUGGUUCUCGUUUUGAUGGUUCUCAUGCUGGUGGUGCUCGUUUUGGUGGUGCUCGUUUUGGUGGUUCUCGUUCCGGUGGUUCUCGUUCCGGUGGUUCUCGUUUUGGUGGUUCUCGUUUUGGUGGUUCUCGUUUUGGUGGUUCUCGUUUUGG
Lichtheimia ornata is the source of this 689-nucleotide messenger RNA. RefSeq lists its product as uncharacterized. The record is from RefSeq and is a predicted model, not a curated record. The transcript has a single exon. Lineage: Eukaryota; Fungi; Mucoromycota; Mucoromycetes; Mucorales; Lichtheimiaceae. The annotation marks the transcript as partial.